GGCUCUCUCCUUUAUGAGAUGGGCUGGUCGGCUGGAAGUAGAAGGGUCAUGAGGCUUGGCUUGGUCUCUGGCUCAGUCAGCGCCCACUGAAGCAAGAGCCUGACCCUCCUCUCCCUGCUCAGGUACUGCUGCAUCUGUGUACUGCAAAUAUUUCCUUUCUCAAGCCACUGUAUAUCCAUGGAGACCCCUGGCUUGAAAUCGCAGCUUAUCCAGAUGGAGAUCCCUGGCUUCCCAUGGAAGAAGCAUCAGCCGGAUCCCGAUGGCUGCACCAAGCUGGAGCUUCAGGCCGGCGGCAUCAAGCCAAAGGUGGAGCCCUGCGAGGAGCAGGAGCGCUCGCCGCCGCUGCCACCGCCGGCUCCAGACGACUGGGAGGUCACCCCGCUCUCCGGCGACCACCCCUUCUUCACCACCGUCAUGUCCAAGAGUCAGGUCCAGAAGCAGUUCCAGCUGGUCAUCCCGGCUCGUCUGCACCGCCACCUCCCGGAGGCGCGCGUCCCCGCGGUGCUCCUCUGCCGCGGCCGGUCGUGGGCGGCGAGUUAUUGCGGCGACCUCAAGUGCAAGAAGAUCGACGCGGCGUGGAGGGACUUCGCCCUCGACAACGCGCUACGGGUCGGGGACGCCUGCGUCUUCGAGCUCACCGCGGCCGCUGCCGGGAGUACUGGAAGUGAGGGCGAUGGGGAGGUGGUGUUCCGGGUGCAGGUGCUCCGCGGCGGCCUGCCGGAGGAGAUCACCUCCAAGGGCGCCACCUCCGACGAGCCCCUCGUCAUCGUGGACUAGAAACCGCUGCUUCUGUGGCUGUAGUUUAGCAGUAGUACAGGGACAGUCGUUGCGUGCGUCAGCAGAGGAGAUCACGAGAGAUUCAGGAGCUUUUGGUGUUUUGCUUGUUUGCCCCUUUCGUUCUGCGCCGUCUGAUCAUCCCUGCAAGAAGCUAGCUCAUCAGGUUGUUUGUUUGGAGUAGCUCAUCUCAGAACAUCAGAUUGCAAAUUCACUGCGAUGUGAAGAGCAGUGUGGCCUCGUGCAGUCAUACUGGAAAAUGAAGCGGUAUUAUGUUGUGUUA
Messenger RNA from Panicum hallii, 1057 nucleotides. RefSeq names its product B3 domain-containing protein Os06g0112300-like. The transcript has 2 exons. Lineage: Eukaryota; Viridiplantae; Streptophyta; Magnoliopsida; Poales; Poaceae. The coding region runs from base 178 to 777 and encodes 199 amino acids. The record is from RefSeq and is a predicted model, not a curated record. Gene Ontology annotation, molecular function: DNA binding.